GGCCACUAACGCCGCUUUCUCUCCCAGCAGGGUAACCGAGCAGAUCCGGCCAGGCGAGCAGCGCAGCCAGACCCCCUUCAGCAACCAUGACCAGGAAAUUCUUCGUCGGUGGAAACUGGAAGAUGAACGGGGACAAGAAAAGUCUCGGCGAACUCAUCAACACCCUGAACAGCGCCAAGAUCAGCGGAGACGUGGAGGUGGUGUGUGGGGCUCCUUCCAUUUACCUGGACUUCGCCAGGUCCAAGCUUGAUGCCAAGAUCGGUGUGGCUGCACAGAACUGCUACAAGGUCGCCAAGGGUGCCUUCACCGGAGAGAUCAGCCCUGCGAUGAUUAAGGACUGUGGCGUGGGGUGGGUGAUCCUGGGACACUCUGAGCGGCGUCACGUGUUCGGAGAGAGUGAUGAGCUGAUUGGUCAGAAGGUGGCUCACGCUCUGGAGAGUGGUCUGGGUGUGAUCGCCUGUAUCGGAGAGAAGCUGGACGAGAGGGAGGCCGGCAUCACUGAGAAGGUCGUCUUCGAGCAGACCAAAGUCAUCGCAGAUAACGUUAAGGACUGGAGUAAAGUGGUGCUCGCUUACGAGCCUGUCUGGGCCAUCGGCACUGGCAAAACUGCAUCUCCACAGCAGGCUCAGGAGGUGCAUGACAAGCUGAGGCAGUGGAUAAAGGCCAACGUCUCUGAGGCUGUGGCUAGCUCUGUUAGGAUCAUCUACGGAGGUUCCGUCACUGGGGCAACCUGCAAGGAGCUGGCGUCCCAGAAAGACGUGGACGGCUUCCUGGUUGGCGGCGCUUCACUGAAGCCAGAGUUCGUCGAAAUCAUCAACGCAAAAGCAUAAAAGAACCUCCCAGACGGAACGACUGAGGCCAACCGCACCCGUCUCUCCCAACCAUCCUGCUCCUAACUCCAAGCACUUGGACCCCAUUCGAACUUUCAUUUUUCCAAAGUGGUCUUGUGAUGCUGUUGCAUCGUUGUAAUUUUCUUCGUUUUGUGUUGUCGUUGAAGGAGAUCGACAGUAAAUGGCACUUGGUGAAGGUAGUAUCACUGAAGGGAAGUACUGUGUGAGCGGUUCCGUUACUGACCCUCCACAAGAUAAACUACUUGCGUUAGACUAACCAGCACAGGGCGCAAAGGCCUCGCCUUUACUUGAACAUUGUUUACCGACCCCUUUUUGUGUAUACGGUUUCAACUCCGACAAAAAGCCAAUCGCUUGAGUGUCUUUAUUUUGUUUUCCUUAAGUCUGUGCAGUUUUCCAUUACUGUAGUUCUGCGUCUUGCCUGUUUAAUUUAAUACUGUCUCAGCCGCUUUCUGGCCACAGAGGCUAGAGGUUGUUCUUUACAUGUCAAUCAUGGUGUCCCGGCCAAUGGUGGUAAAAGGUAAAGACAAGUAGGAACGUUCUAAUAAAUGUUGGAGUAGAACAUGA
Pygocentrus nattereri (red-bellied piranha) is the source of this 1415-nucleotide messenger RNA. RefSeq names its product triosephosphate isomerase 1b (gene tpi1b). Lineage: Eukaryota; Metazoa; Chordata; Actinopteri; Characiformes; Serrasalmidae. Gene Ontology annotation, biological process: glycerol catabolic process; glycolytic process; gluconeogenesis. Gene Ontology annotation, molecular function: triose-phosphate isomerase activity. Gene Ontology annotation, cellular component: cytosol. The transcript is spliced from 7 exons. Bases 87 to 830 code for a protein of 247 amino acids. The record is from RefSeq and is a predicted model, not a curated record.